AUGGCUUUAUUGUAUGUUACAGCAUUAGAGGUUAAGUGGUCAUUUUGUAUUUUAGAUCUUGGUAAUGUUCUAACUUCUACUCCAAAUGCCAAAACUGUUAACGGUAAAGCUGAAAGCAGUGAUAGUGGCACUGAGUCUGAGGAAGAAGAGAUCCAAGAAGAAGGAAAAGGAACAGAACAAAGUGACAGGGGUAAGAAAAUGAUGAAAUCCACAGACGACAAGAAUUUAGAAAUCAUUGUCACUAAUGGCUAUGACAGAGACAGCUUUGUUCAAGAUACACAGAAUGACAUUCAUGCCAGUUCUUCCCUGAAUGGCAGAAGUGCUGAAGAAGUAAAUCCUGUAGGUGAAAGCUUGGAGCAAAGUGGAAAAAUUACUGUCUGCCUUCACCGAGCUAUAAAUGAUGAUCAUGUUGAAGAUGUUUCUGGAAUUCAUCAUCUGACAAGUGUCAGUGAAAUUUACUGUGAUUCCAUGGAAGAAUUUGGACAAGAAGAGUCUUUAGACAGCUUUACAUCGAACAAUGGACUACGUCAAUAUUACUUGGGUGGUGAUCCCAGUCAGCCCUUGGAAAAUUCUGAUUUUCCUGAAGAUUUCCAAGUAUCUUCCAGAAAUGGCAACACUGGGUAUAUGCAGGUGGUAGCAGUUGAAGGAAAGGGUGAAGUAAAGCACGGAGGAGAAGAUGGUGGAAGUAACAGUGGAUCCCAAACCCAUGAGAGACGGGGUAGAGAGAAUGAGGAAUUCUCUAAUGUCAGAAGAGGGAGAGGUCAUAGGAUGCAACAUCUGAGUGAAGGAACCAAGGGUUGGCAAGUGGGAAGCGGAGGUGAUGGGGAACUCUGGGGUUCAGACAGAGGGUCAAGAGGCAGCCUCAAUGAGCAGAUUGCCCUUGUGCUCAUGCGACUGCAGGAGGACAUGCAGAAUGUCCUUCAGAGACUUCACAAACUGGAAACACUGACAGCUGUCCAAACAACCACCGCAAAAUCAUCAACAUUACAGACUAGUAAUCAGCCUCCCUCACAGAGACCAUCUUGGUGGCCCUUUGAGAUGUCUCCCGGUGCAUUAACUUUUGCUAUCCUCUGGCCUUUUAUUGCCCAGUGGUUGGUGCAUUUAUAUUAUCAAAGAAGAAGAAGAAAACUGAAUUGAAGAAAAUGAUAUUUAACUCAAGAAGACUGCUGGGCCUGGAUGACCUCGGGAUGAAAUGGACUGUGGAGCCCACAAGAAAAUGUUAGCUUGUGAUGAUUAUAUUUUUUUCUGUUGUCCAGUAGCUUGAUUUGUGUACAUGUAUACAUAUAUGUUUUUUGAAGUACACAAAUGAUAACAUUGUAAGGACUAAUAUUGCUGAUACUUGAAUAAUCAAUCUCAACUAGGUUAUAAGUAGCAUACAUAGAUUGACCCUACCCUUUAACUUGAAGGACAUUAAAUUAUUAAUUAUUGUUUGGUAACAUGUUUACCCGAUUAUCCACCAUAGCGAAAUGUAAGCUGCUUUUCCAGGGAACAGUUGUGAUCAUGAGAUCAGAUUUGUGAGUGGGUAUUUUUAAUUUUCUAAAUUAAAUAUGAGAACGAAUGCAAAUUCCAGGAGUGAAUUUCAAAUGAGAUUAAGUGGACUUUAUAUCUUAGUUACUGAAUUACCAUGCCAAGGAGUAGAAAGCUGCUAGAGGGAACUGUCUCCACAUCCCCUUUGUGGGCUGCCUACAAUCUUUCUUGGCCAUUCACAGCUCUGACUUGCGUGCUCAAGCAUCAUUACAAAAUAGGGCCCUGUGUACUAGGCUUUCUUUUUACAAAUGAUUCAUAGAAAAGACGUUAGCUAUCGAUGAAAAUGAUGAAGGAUGGGUUGAAAGUGUAUUCUGAGCCUGCAGCUCAUUAAAGAUUUUUAUUCAGUCAUUUACACUGAUUCCUUUGUAAUCGUUUUCUUUUAACUGAGGAUAUCUUGUUUCUGCUUCAUAGGGUGCUUUGAAAUAUAAAAUGAAAACUUACUUACACUGUUUUUACAAAGGUCAAAAUGGAAACACGUGAAAGUCACUUUUCUGCAACUGGCAAACUGCACAGCCUGGACUCUUAACCUCCUAGUGCCUCUGUUUCUCCUUCUGGUAUGAUAUUUGAGAUGAUCUAUUUCACAGCAUAUGGGAGUCUUGCAAGCUAGCAGGCCAUAUGCAUCCAUGUGAGUAAGGCGUGCCCAAGUAAUGGUGAUCAAGUGUCUCUCCCCCACCCUCCACGUUUAGAUGAAGAAGAUGGUGACUUCACUCCUUGAAGGCUUUGUUUGGAGUUAUUCUUCCUGUAUACCUUCCAAAAGUCCCUUGUACUUUAAAUAUUUCUCUGAUUCAAUGGCUUAGUAGCAAAUAAUUUUUAAGCGUACUUGGUAUGUAUGAUGUUGGGUUUAGCAUUAUGUGUUCAUGCUAAAUUUUCACUAAGAGAAAGUAAUCCAUCCCCAGCACAGUACUUUGUUUGCCUGAUGAAAAAAAGUUUAAGAAUACAACUGGCUUCUCCCAAGGCUCCUUUUUCCUUAUUUCUUUUCUGUCGUGUAACUUGAUUAAAACAUUUUUUUAAUCCUUUCUUGAUUAAAAUGUGUCUGAAGAGAACUACUAAUCCUUGCCUUUUCAAAACUUUCUUCUAUUUAGGGAAAAAAAAUGAAGCAAGUGAGUGAAUUAUAUGUAAAAAUAAGGUUCAGACCUGGUGGAUCAGAGGUUUUUAAAAAUCAGGUAUCUGGUAUCAGAAAAUUGUGUUUUUUCUCUUAGUAUAUAAAUAAAAUGCAAAUGAAGAAUGUAGGCAGUUGUGAUUGAUUACAAGCAGUUGGGGGUAACUAACUCUUAGGGAUAACUAUUUAUAUCCUAUUCCAAAGUGUUAUUUACACUCUGAAAAGCACUUUGCACACAGUUCUUUUAUAUACAAGUAAAAAUGUAAUUAUAGGCUAUAGCGUUACUACUUUGUUUUACCAGGAAGCGCAUUUACAGUUUUAAAUUGACAGCUAUGGUAUUUUUUAAAAUGAUCUACUUCUUUUCUGUUUCUUUACUGUAAAACUAAAUUAACAAUAAAAGGUUAAUGAGAAAUGA
Manis javanica (Malayan pangolin) is the source of this 3041-nucleotide messenger RNA. The record is from RefSeq and is a predicted model, not a curated record. Lineage: Eukaryota; Metazoa; Chordata; Mammalia; Pholidota; Manidae.